AUGACAUAAACGAACAUCAGGAACUAUCCAUGCCAAACUCAAGAGCAGUCCAUUGAACGCCUCAGAAUGGUUUUAGAAACGAUUUCCAGGAUAAUAAAAGUCCAGCUCCCAGCCUAUCUCAGACGGCUCCCGCUGCCUGAAUCCAUCGGUGGAUUUGCACGAUUAACAGUUUCAGAGUGGCUUCGGUUGCUGCCUCUUCUGGGUAUCCUGGCAUUAUUGGGUUAUCUCACCAUUCGACCUUUUCUGCCAAAGAAGAAGAAGCAAAGAGACAGUUUGAUCAACCUCAAAAUCCAGAAGGAGAAUCCUAAAGUGGUCAAUGAGAUAGACAUCGAGGAUCUGAAUAGUGCGAAUGUCUGUUACUGCCGCUGCUGGCGCUCCAAAACGUUUCCUGUUUGUGAUAAGUCACACUUAAAGCACAAUGAGCUGACUGGGGACAACGUGGGACCACUCAUACUCAAAAAGAAAAUUUUAUAAUGUUCAUGUUAGGAUGUUGUCUUCUUACAUUUUCAAAAACCUAGCAAUUUGAAUGGCCUUUAUGAUGGUCCUGUUAAUAAAUAGCCUGAUAUUUACACACGCGCGCACACACACACACACACACACACACUCCCAUACUGUAUAGUGUUAAGCUUAUGGCUAUUCUUUUUUGUCUCUGCCUUUGCCUGUUUUAGUCUUGAUCCUAGUGGGACCACAAACUGUCUGUGUGCCAUUUGUUAAUACAUUUACAUAAUACAUCUUAAUAUCCUGUAAAUAAUAUACGCAAUAAGCAUACAUUUACAGAUAUUUGCUGGUAACAACCCAUGCUGUGAUGUUCCAAAAAUAGAGGAAAAUGCUGGCAGUAGGAAGUUGCUUAAGUACAUUCUUAAACGAAUCCCAGCGAACUGCAAUCUAUUUAAGUUAUUGAGUGUUUAUAACAAUGUAACUUUAUACUGAAUUUAUUAUUUUUACAGGUUUGAGUAACUUCUUGUUUUAGAAAAAAGGUUUAUUACAUCAGCUAUAUAUUUAAAAGUUGUCACUGAAAUAAAAGCAUUUUUGAGGAAAUGAAAUAAUCUCAUUAAUCUCUAUUUGAAAUAGUAAUUGCCUUUCUGUAUUCACUGUCAUGUGGAAAAGUUAACACACAGUUAAAGAAACUCCUGGAGACCAUGGAGCUAGCCAAGGUCUGUGCACUGACUAUGAAAUGGUUAAGAAACCCCUUAGGGAAAUAUGAAAAUCACUUGUGGGCUUGAUAUUCCUGGCUGGAGUGAAAAUGUUCUGUGUACCACUGAGACAGACAUGCCCUUACAUCUGGUCUAAAUUAAACCAAUAAUUUCAGGAAGUACCAGCACAAACCUGGAGGCUCUAGUGUGUUGCUUAAGGGCAACCACAAUCGCCACUCAUUGCAUUCAAAUGACCCCUUAACAUCUGGAAUGCCUACAGUUUACUCAAGUAAAAUUGACAUUUAUAGUUCUUCAAUUAGAAAUUCAAAUAUUCAGAUGCAUAAUAAAUAAAAUCAUCAGGUGAAAUAGCUGCAAAGUUUGAUGCUUAACAUUUGAGUGGAACUACAAUUUAUAUUCUGAAUUGACAAGGUACUGUUUUUUUUUCCCCUUUUUUGUGUAAAUAAAUCCAAAUGUUUGUUUUACCAGCAUUUAUUGUUUAUUAAAAACUAUUAUUAGUAGUAUCAAAUAGUUGACUAAAACAAUUUUUAAAAAAGCUUUAAAUUACACUGCAUAAUUUUG
Boleophthalmus pectinirostris (great blue-spotted mudskipper) is the source of this 1712-nucleotide messenger RNA. RefSeq names its product CDGSH iron sulfur domain 2 (gene cisd2). Lineage: Eukaryota; Metazoa; Chordata; Actinopteri; Gobiiformes; Gobiidae. Gene Ontology annotation, biological process: regulation of autophagy; autophagy of mitochondrion. Gene Ontology annotation, molecular function: 2 iron, 2 sulfur cluster binding. Gene Ontology annotation, cellular component: intracellular membrane-bounded organelle; mitochondrial outer membrane. The record is from RefSeq and is a predicted model, not a curated record. Bases 67 to 474 code for a protein of 135 amino acids. The transcript is spliced from 3 exons.